AAUACCUCAAACGAACACUUUGACAAAUAAACUACACCAAGAUAUAAAUAAAUAACAUAAAUAAGUAAGCAUAAAGGUAAUAAAUACAGCUUAGUAUCGCUAUAAAGACUGAAAAAUAUGAAAAUAACGCCCGUUAUAACCGAAAAUAUAAUCGACAGCGGUCACGCGUAUCACACACACGAUCGCUGCAAAGAUCAGAUUCAAUCCACUUACUCUGAAUUGACGAACAGCACCCAUAAGAUAUAUAAAAACACAUGACAGAUUAGCGUCCAUGUCAGACUCAACUCUCUGAGGCUCGAUCACGUGCUCUUUGAUUAGAAUCUUUCGAAAACAAACACUUUAAGCGCGCGUGACGUCAAUGAUUCUAUGGCGUCACAGGGCUAUAUAUCUGGAGCUCCGCGCCUGUGGCCGCAGUUCAGUCAGUCGAGCUCGUGUGUUUGUCGUCCGUCAGUUCAGUGAGAAUCCGAUCAAUGCAGAGACUUUCUCGUGAGGAAACACUGGAAAUCUGUGCAGACGAUUGUGAGACUUUACAGAGCUUCAUGGCGAGAACUAGCGAACUCUCUCGUACUGUAGCAGCGAUGGAGAACCGCGAGACAGAAAAACAGCCCAAAAGCUUGAAGAGUCGCUUCUUUUCAUUUUUCAAGCUGGAUGUGAAACGUCGAGGCAAUAAAGAAGCCGAUCUACAGCCUCCGUUGGACACAGAUUCAGCUGAUCCACAGCCGGGCCCGUCCCACCUGGAGUCAACGACUCACCAGGAUCACACUGAUCCACAGCCGGGCCCGUCCGGCAUCAGGCAGGGAAUCUGUGUCCCAAAUCCAGAAGAAAAGAAGAAAGACGGCAGUACGCUCAUCAAAAGAGCGUGGUGUACUGUAAAACAUGCAGCAGGGCGUCUCGUAAAGCGCAACAGCGCGGCUCCACCUCGUCCACAGCCCGACACGGAUUCAGCCCAUCCUCAGCCGGAUCCAUCUGUUCCUGAGCAAAAGGAAUCGCUGGAUCUGACUGAUCUUGAGCUGGAUCCGUCCUUCUUUGAGCCACCGGAUUUUCUGGAUCUGACUGAUCUUCUUCCGUCAUUUCCAGAAUCUCCAGGUGCUGCUUCGAAGGAAAGCGAAGAUCCAACCUGGUUAAGGACCAUCUCUUGCCCAGGACCAUCUCCCCUUCCACUGUCUGAACUUUAUGACGUGGAAGAGGAUAUUGGACGAGGAUACUUCGGCACUGUGCGCAAAGGGAUCCGGAAAUCUGAUGGCCAGCAGGUCGCCAUCAAAUUUAUAAGGAAGCUUACAUCAGGCCGGUUUGCUGACAGGUUUAUCACAGUGCCUGGAGUUUCCGAACCUCUAUUUGCAGAAGUGGCUUUAAACCUGCUGCUGAAUCGGCCUCCGUUAAGCCCCUUUAUUGUGCACAUGCUGGACUGGUUUGAGGAGGAAGAUCAGUAUAUCCUCAUUCUAGAGUAUUCUGAGCCCUGCCGAGACCUGUACGGAUUCAUCCUCCAGGAAAAGCUGAGUGAAUCACAGGCACGUAGCUUGAUGUACCAAGCGGUGCUCGCAGCCAAGCACUGUCUUGACGGAGGCGUCUUCCACCGUGACAUCAAGCUAGACAACUACGUGAUCAACACGGCGACGAAACCGGGUCCAACUGAUAGACUUUGGCUGCGGUGA
This is a messenger RNA of Megalobrama amblycephala (Wuchang bream), 1652 nucleotides long. RefSeq lists its product as uncharacterized. Gene Ontology annotation, biological process: negative regulation of apoptotic process; protein autophosphorylation; regulation of mitotic cell cycle. Lineage: Eukaryota; Metazoa; Chordata; Actinopteri; Cypriniformes; Xenocyprididae. The transcript has 6 exons. The record is from RefSeq and is a predicted model, not a curated record. Gene Ontology annotation, cellular component: cytoplasm. Bases 471 to 1652 code for a protein of 393 amino acids. Gene Ontology annotation, molecular function: ATP binding; protein serine/threonine kinase activity.